AUGUUUUUCACUUCCUGUUCACAUAUUGUCUGCGCCUCAUGCCGAGCAGAAGGUUUUUCUAUUGAAUAAAAACUCAUAAAAUCAAAUGAUUUAGAUGAAGCUUGUAAAAUGUGUUCAAAGUCCUGCAAACACGUUGCGAUAGGACCAGGGAUGCCACAGAAUAUAGCAGUAAGUUCUUCAGACUGCAUUCAAAGGAGAAAAAAAGAAAAAGUUGAGGAUUUAUUCCGAAAUCCCAAGGACCUCGCAGCGGAAGUCUACCAAAAGCUCCUGCGCGUCGUCGCCUUCCAGAAGUUUCACCGCGAACGAAUCGAGGAGUAUGAUAAGAGAGCAGUUGCGUGAAUAUGAGCAAAUAAUAACCCUAUUAACGAAAUAAGCCGCGUUUUGAAUUUUUUCGUAAACUUUUAGACUAAUAUAAAAAUUGUUUGAACCAUUCCGUGCCAGCUUGUCACGAUUUUUUUUUCCUCCGAGUUUCAAAAUGAGUCCGCCCGAGCGCGCGGUCUGUUUCUGUGGAUGCGAAUUUAAUUUGGCCUGUAAUUUUCGUUGUAUUAAAGGCGCAUGAACAGGGAAAAGCCGCGCAUUUCGAAAGGAAUGGGUACUGUAGCUCAAAGAAAACAAAAAUCGUGACAAGCCGGUGCGGAAUGAGCUACAACUGCAAACAGUUGGACUUAUCUGCGCAUUCUUUCCUCUCAACGGCUCUUUAUACUACUUUCAUUUUUCCAUGAUUGCGCUGGCGAGAAGGCAGCCAGAGAGGAAAAUGUUUUGUGGCGAUUUUUUAGAUUUAGACGCAGAUCGGCUAUAAAAUAGGACAAAGUUUCAGAACACGAUGCGAACUGAGCAUAUGAAAAAAGCCAACGAAAGUCUACAGCAAAUAGCGGCGCAAAAAAAGUUUGCAACAAAAAAGUUUAACAACUUUCCCCGAUGUUUAGAUCAACCGAAGAAAAUUCAGCUAAACUGAGGAGAAAACUUGAAAAGGAGCAGAUGGAACUGAAAGCUUUAGAAGAACGGUUGGUUCCCUUUUUUCAAAAAAUUUCACUCCUUGUUUUUCAGCUUAGCAGCCGAAGAGAAGGUCCUGCAGGAAAUGAAAGAGAAGGCGGGGGAAUUUCUUGACAACGACGGUUCGUGUUCAUCAAUUCUUAAUAUAAGAAAGAUUUUGUAGACAUCCAAGUGAUUGAAGUCGUCCAAACAGCAACACCCAGCAGAACUACGCCCAACUUCCAAAAAAUGGUACUAGUAGAUCGAAACUCGUGACGAAGGUUUGCUCAGAGAUCUGAGGCCCAGUCUCCCUACAAAAAGACACCAGUGUCCGUCCAGCGAGAGUUCCAGCGAAUGAGCGUCCAUCAGAGGGAAGUUACACCAAGUCUUUCGCGGAGGACCUCCCGAGACGCUUCCAGCUUCUCCAACACCAUCUCCUCCAACACGUCCUCUUCGAGCAACCAUUUCGCGAAUCUCCUAGCGAGUCAGCAAUUCCGAAAGGUUGCUCCAUUUGCCUAUUAUCAGACUUGUGCGAGGGCCGGCCCGUCAACCUCUCGGCCACUUUCCAAGCCCGACCCCCCCCUUUUUCGCUUUUUUUAACGAGAAAAAGUGGUUUUUUGCAUGUUUUUUUCUCAUAGAGUUGUUAGAAACUAUUAUUCAACAAGUAAAAAAAUUAAUUUCCGUGGAAUUUUUUUAAAAUGAAGUUUAAAAUUUCUUUUCGAAGCCCGGCCUGGCCCGAGCCCACGCGUUUCUUUUUCUAUGUGUGCUAUGACAAAAAAAGCAUUUUUGAUAUUUUCAGAAAGACUCGCCGAGAGUUCUGAUGAGCGUCUCACGUCGGAGCUCUGCGGAGAGAAGUAGCUCUUCAGCAAAUAAUUCAAAUCCAUCGAAGAAUGUAUUCAAGUAACUUCAUUUAUUCAUUUUUAAGUCUGAGAAUCUUGCCAUAUAAUAAAUUUUUAUUCGUUUUUUCCUGCUAGUUUUUCAAUAAUCAUAAUCCCUCAAACUUGUAUUGUAGAAGUUGAAUAAUGAGGUAGACAGGGAAAGAACAAUCAUAAAAAAAAAGGAGAAAAAACUGUCUUGGAGAAAAAAAAACAGGCUUUCUUAUAAUCGAAUCAACCAAAAAAAAAAACUUAAUUUUUCAGAGAGAAUAUGAUAAUAUGAAUGUGAAUUCCAUAUGCCUUACAGAGUUUCAAUUCAUUCGGAAACAUGGUUCCAUAUUUAGAGGUGAAAACAUUUUUCAAAAAUUAAAAAUUGACGUAUUUUUUUUUUUGAAACAGCUCGGAAGUUUUACUUCUUCAAGCUCAAGACCUAUCUGAUCAAGUUUGAAGCUUUUAUUUUUUAGUGAAGAGAUUUUAACUUGACUUUUUUAUUGUCCAUUUCAUUUUUAAAUAUGUUUCGAAUGAGAAAACGAGAUGAAAACGCGGGAUCUCGAGUGCCAGCACUGUUUGUACAAGAUGAAGGGACGGCGAGACGGAAAGCGCCGAUCUGAAAAAUGCUCGUUCCCUUCUGCUGGCUGUUUUGUCUUCUCGGCUUCUUCGCAGUUUUUCCAUGCGCCUUCGCAAGUUACGCAGAAACUAAGCUUUUUGCCGAUCUUCUCAAAGGUAGUGGACUUUGGCGGCGUGAAGAGAUAGAAAUGGGAAAUUGAGGCUACAACCCGCAAGAAAGGCCCGUGCGGAACGCGUCCCAAGCCCUCGUAGUCAAAAUAAAGCUCUUCCUUCAGCAGAUUCUCGAUGUAGACGAACAGAAUCAGAUCGUUUCCGUCAACGCCUGGCUCAGUUAUGUAAGUUUGCUUUUUGUGUCUCGAAGAAAUGUUUUUCAGACAUGGUUCGACUACAAACUGCAGUGGGAUCCUGAGAAAUACGGAGGAAUCCAGGUUUUUGAUCAUUUUUUUUUCGAAAUGACUUGAAGUUUUGAAGGAUGUUCGUUUUCCUGGAUCAUCAGAUCAUAUUUGGAAACCAGAUAUACUGCUUUACAACAGGUUGAUCUCCCCAAACCGAAUAUUUAUUGUUUUCUCACACAUUUCAAGCGAUUAUUGAUUAUUUUUUCACACAUUUCCAGUGCGGCCGAAGAUUUCGAUUCGACUUACAAAAGCAAUCUGGUUGCUUACAACACAGGAAACGUCGUUUGGAUCCCUCCCGGAGUCCUUAAGUUUGUAUGUCAACUUGAUGUUACUUGGUAAUUUAUAUCAACGUUUUUUGAAGAAAAAAAGUCUUUAGGUUUCCAUUCGACGAUCAGAUUUGCGAAAUGAAGUUUGGAUCGUGGACUUUUCAUGGUUACGCCAUCGACCUACAAAUAGAUGACGCUGAAAAUUCAAGUUUACUUUUUAUUUAGUUUUAUUUUCUGUCAAUAUUAUGUGGGGUCAGACCCUAAACUCCUAUGAGAACCACCUUAAUUUUCCCUCUUCAGGGGCCACUUUUUCGACCUCUAUAGGAACUGAUUUUCCCCCUAACCCCUAUAGGGAUCACUCUGGAAUUCCUAAGUGAGUAAGCGACAAUGAGACCACGGCCAUUAUCACUUUCGAAGAACUAAAUUAAAGAUAUAUGCCAGACUAAAUAUGAAAUUAACAUAAAAAAGCUCCUAAUUUUAGAUUGAACCAAAAUUUUAAAUUUUCAAGCUUGGUUGAAGUUCAAAAUUUGAUUCAUUACCUGAAAGCUUCGAAAAGUGUUUUAAUAAAAGUUGACCGAAAAAAAUUUAAUCGAAGAAGGACCUUUUUAGAAAAUCAAAACCAGAGUUUUCCAGCGCAUGUUUCAAAAGACGGUCUCCACUUGAACUUUCAAAACGAUUCUGUCAUAAACGAGAAAAAAUCAAAAUAUUUUUAAUAAUCUUAACUAGACAGUAAUUUCCAGCGAACGCAAUGGACCUUUCAACGUUUUUGGUGAACGGAGAAUGGAUCGUUGUGGAUUCGCCCGCCGAGCGGCAGGUCAACUACUUCAAGUGCUGUCCGGAGCCCUACCCCACCGUCAAAUAUUUUCUCCAUAUCCGCAGAAGAACUCUCUACUAUGGUAUCCUUUUCGUCCCUCACCAAAGAGUGUCUCUUCAGGAUUCAACUUGAUUAUACCAUCUCUCCUGAUUUCUUUGAUGGCCAUUCUGGGGUUCAUGUUCCCGCCCGACGGCGGUGAGAAGAUAACGCUAGGUAUGACUUUUUGGGGUUUAAAUUUGAGUGAAUGUAUCAGCCGCAUAUCUCCCCCAAGAGAAUAUGAAAUAAAGCAGGUUUACAUUCAUUUUUAUGAGGGGUCUGUGCGCGGUGAACAUUGAUUUAUAUGCAUUGAGGCUUUUAUGAUAGAUAGACCUAGGAGAGGGUGCUCCAAAACAAAAGAGAAAAUCAGCUAAGCUCCAUAGGGUACCGAAAAAUAAUUCGUCAAAGUUUUGCCGGCGCGAAUAUGGCCGGGCUCGGAGUGCACAGCCAGCUUCUGGGAGCGUGGUGAAGAGGUAGUGCUCUUGAAUGACGCUGACGCUAUGCUAGGUUCGAUUCCUCUUGACGUGACACUUUUUGCUAUUUUUUUUAGUACUCCUACACUCUAUUAUCAAACAAAAACAGCAGAAAACCUCGGUACCCUAUGGCGCUUAGCAGAUUUUCCCUUUGUUUUGGAGCACCCUCCCAUAGGUCUAUCUACCAAAAAGCCUUAAUUCAUAACUUAAUGUUCACCGCACACCCACGUCUUGUUAGGGCAAAUUUUUUGAAGAUUCCAACGCUAUUUUCAACUUUUUCUCACAGAAGUGACCAUACUUCUGGCGAUCGUCUUCUUUCUGAGUAUGGUAUCUGAAAUGACGCCGCCGACAUCAGAAGCCGUGCCUCUGAUCGGUUUCCGACUGAUGAAUGAUGAAUCUUGAACUUGUGUCUAGGCGUAUUUUUCUCGUGUUGUAUGCUGGUCGUGAGCGCGUCUGUCGUUUUCACUAUUGUCGUUUUGAAUCUGCAUUUCCGAACUGCCGAUUCUCACGUAAUGAGCCCUGUGGUUGGUUUUUUUUUUGUCUUACAGUGUUCACUGUUAUCUGAGCAUCAUGUCUUCCACCUUAAAAAUCCAAUUUGUAGAUCAAACAUGUUCUGUUGGAGUUUCUACCGUGGCUUUUGUGCAUGUCGAGACCGGGAUAUGAGUUCGUCCGAGGUUCAGCUAUCGACAAGAUUCCUCCGCUUCCCAAAGCCCCAGAAAGCCCUUUAAGGUAAAAAAAAAAAGCUCAAAACUUGUCGUUUUUUCAUUCAAAUGGAUUAUGGAUUCUGCGGAAUUUUCUCAACUUUUUUCUGGUUGCUACAGUUCAUGACUGAUAUGAUAGUCAAAAUAACUUUGAAGUUUUCAAAAUUUAUCCACUGACCGGCUUUCAGACCGGACCUUCCAACGCAUCAUCCCGUCUACGAAGCGCAGGUUCUUCUGCUCCAGUCAAUUCACAAAGAGUUGCGAAAGGUAAUUUUUGAGAAAUCUAGUUAUCAGAGAAAAACGAAUUUUUUAAAAAACAGAUCAAGCUUUUUGUGAUACAAAUCUUUAUAAAAUCACAUUUUUGUUUCAAACAAAAGGGGUUCUAUAAGUUUUCUUGUCGGUUUGAAACUGGUGUUUCUGGAAAAUGAAUAAAUAAACUUAGAAACUCCACAGAGAUCCCUAAGGACCCUCGAAGGGUCCCCUCUAGGAAUCUUUUUAACAACCCCUAUAGGGUCCCUGAAGCUUGCGAAAGUGGUCCCCAUAGGGGUUUUAGUUAGUGGUCCCUAAAGGGGACAUGCUAGUCGUUAUUUGUUAUGAACUUUAUGUGGAGAUACAUUUCCAGGCGAAAAAAUAAACAAAUAAGCGUUUUUUGAAUGAAAUUGAGAGACCCCUCUAGGGACUACUGAAGCUAUAGGGGCUAAGGGGUCAGACCCUAAACCUCUAUAAGAACCACAUUUUUCGGUCCCUAUGGGGCUGUUUUUCUCCCUAACCUCUAAAGGGACUACUCUUAUAUUCCUAAGAAAGUCAGGCGUCACAAGAUUUCAGGGCACAAAAUAGUCCUAGCCGCUUCCCUUUUUUCCGACAAAGAGCACCUCAAAGAUCAUUGUGAAAAACUUUAUAAUUUUGAAACUUCAUUCUCGAAAAGUUUUGUAUUUUUGUCCAUCAUGGAAAAAUAUUCGAAACAAACGCCAUGACUUUCCGAACAGAAUGACUUGACAGGUGGUGGCGUUCUACACGAAGGAGGAGAAGGACGAGCAAACGCAGCAGGACUGGCGGUUCGCGGCGAUGGUCGUCGACCGCGCCUGUCUCAUCGUCUUCACCUUCUUCAUCGUCCUCUCCAUCCUCGCCAUCAUCCUUUCGGCCCCACAUCUCAUUGCAUGA
Messenger RNA from Caenorhabditis auriculariae, 6260 nucleotides. The record is from the annotation of a GenBank genome assembly. Lineage: Eukaryota; Metazoa; Nematoda; Chromadorea; Rhabditida; Rhabditidae.